Molecule: messenger RNA, 363 nt
Organism: Linum trigynum
Lineage: Eukaryota; Viridiplantae; Streptophyta; Magnoliopsida; Malpighiales; Linaceae
Source: the annotation of a GenBank genome assembly
AUGAUCUGCUCCCCGCCGCGGCUAGCAGAGAUGGUCAUUAAAUUCAAAUAUGGGCAUCAAUCGGUCCUCCUCCCUCAUCAAUUAACCAAUCUAAAGAUUCUCAAACUCCACGACUUUAGUUUCAUGGAAUCUCCUUGUCUCGAUCCAAUGGUCAAUUUGAGGGUGCUCUCUUUGACCCACUUCGCCGUCGAUGGCGGCCGAUUUCUCAACGGCAUCAUCGGCGACGCCCCUCUCUUUGAAGAAUUGACUCUGGGCUACAUGGAUUACUUGAACAGGCGAUCAGAAGAAACCGACAUGCUUGAAGUUUGUAACCAUCCCAACCUGAAAUCCAUCACUGUCCGGAGAUGCCCUUCACCCAAUUGA